AUGUCCGGUUCUUUUAGAGGAUAGUUCUAUAAGAAUUGACCUCUCCUAACAACAAAAAAGGCUAACUUGAAUGAUCUUGUAUUGAGAGUUAAAUUGGCCAAAGGAAUGGGUCAUAAUUAUUAUAGAGAACUUACAUGGCCCAAUGAUCUUUUAUAUAUUUUUCUAGUAGUAAUUCUAACUACUAUUAUUUGUAACGGGAGGGUUACAGUUCUAGAACUAUCAAUGAUUAGGGAACUUGCAGAUCCAUUUGCAACUCUUUUGGAAAUAUUGCUUGAAUGGUAUUUGUUUCUCAUAUUUCAUAUAUUUCAUAUAGUGCCCAAUAAGUUAUCGAGUGUUCUUUUAAUGGUUUUAGUUCUAGCCAAAUUAUUAAUAGUACCCUUUUUGAAGAAUGUUAAUAAAUUCCAUAACCCAUUUCAUUGUCUAGUAGUGACAACCAUCUUUUUGAUUGGCACCGCAAUGGCCCUUUAG
Prosopis cineraria is the source of this 468-nucleotide messenger RNA. RefSeq names its product cytochrome b6-f complex subunit 4-like. The record is from RefSeq and is a predicted model, not a curated record. Lineage: Eukaryota; Viridiplantae; Streptophyta; Magnoliopsida; Fabales; Fabaceae. Gene Ontology annotation, biological process: mitochondrial electron transport, ubiquinol to cytochrome c; photosynthetic electron transport chain. Gene Ontology annotation, cellular component: thylakoid membrane. The transcript has 2 exons.